UGAAGGGACAGGUUUAGAUAGGAGAAUAUAAUGUAAAUGUUCAUAUUUUAUUGUUCAUAAAUGUUUGUUUUAGCGCGAAACGCUUGUGAUAACAACCUCUGUCAGAAUGGAGCAGCUUGUAAUGUUGCUGGUUCCUGUACUAAUUAUGCCUGUACCUGUCCAGCUUGCUUCACUGGAACAUUCUGUCAAACAGCUGUUAAUGCUUGUGCUAAUAACCUCUGCCAGAAUGGAGGAGCAUGUAAUGCUGUUGCUGGUUCCUGCACUGAUUAUACCUGUACCUGUACAACUUGCUUCACUGGAGCAUUCUGUACAACAGCUGUUAAUGCUUGUGCUAAUAACCUCUGUCAGAAUGGAGCAGCUUGUAAUGCUGUUGCUGGUUCCUGUACUGAUUAUACCUGUACCUGUCCAGCUUGCUUCACUGGAACAUUCUGUCAAACAGGUGUUGGUGCUUGUGCUAAUCAUAUCUGUCAGAAUGGAGGAGCAUGUAAUGCUGUUGCUGGUUCCUGCACUAAUUAUACCUGUACCUGUCCAGCUUGCUUCAAUGAAACAUUUUGUCAAACAGCUGUUAAUGCUUGUGCUAAUCAUCUUUGCCAGAAUGGAGCAGCAUGUACUGCUGUUGCUGGUUCCUGCACUGAUUAUACCUGUACCUGUCCAGCUUGCUUCACUGGAAGAUUUUGUACAACAGGUGUGAGUGCUUGUGAUAAUCAUCGUUGCCAUGUUAAUGCUACCUGUCUUGCUCUUGAAGUACCUGGUACCUGUUCUAACUACCUCUGUAUGUGUCCUCCAUGUUACUACGGUCAAUACUGUGAAACAGAACUGGUUGAUAUCUGUAUGCACAGCAAAUGUGUAAAUGGAGGAACCUGUGUUGCUGAUGCUGAUAAUUGUAUUCUUUAUACUUGUGAUUGUCCUCCUUGUUUCACUGGUAGUCUCUGUCAAGUUGCUGUUGCUGAUUGUACAUCAAGUUCCAACACAAACUGGCAACCUAACACUGUGGCUUUUAUUAUUCUCAACUGCAUUUUGAAAACUUUAUUUACGAAUUACCAUUGAUAUAUGUAUAUAUAUCUGUAUAGACUGCAUUAUAUAUAAAAUACUCGGCCACAAAUUAGUUGCAGCUUACUAACUUCACUGGUUUUGAGGAAAUAAUUAAUGACCUCACUAUUAGUAUAAAAUACUAAUUCGUGUUUUUAUUAUUAACAAUUACUACAGGAUUUUUUUUUCACUCUUUUGUCACUCUAUAGGCCUACUCCACUAUAUAACCUCCUGAUUAUAAUAUACAGUUAUCACUAACUUAAUUAUGGUUUAUUUUACAUAAAUAAUAUUAUUGUAAAAUUUUUGUUUUUAUUAUAUAUUUAUAUGUUGUUAUUAUUACCAUAUUAUUAUAUUAUUAUUAUUAUUAUUAUUAUUAUUGUUGUUACUACUAGAUUUAUUGCAAUUACCGUAUAUAUUAAUAUAAUAUUAUAUUUAUUUUUUAUAGGAAUUUACCAGGAAUGAUAUGUUCCUUUGUACACUGUCAAACGUGAGAGAAACUAAAAAUAAUAUCAUGAACAUAAUUUCUAGUUAUUAUUAUUUUGCCAUAUUAUUUUAUUAUUUAUUGUCUAUAUUAUAUUUUUAUCACUUUUUAAAAAUUAAUUUUAUAAGUUAUAUAUUGGUGAAAAUGUUCAAUAUUCUGUUGCAAUUUUUAUUAUAAAUGAUUUAAAGAAUUGUGGCAAUUUUUCUAUGCUAUAUUUCCAUAUUUUAUUAUUAUUUUGCCAUAUUAUUUUUAUUGUCUAUAAUAUUUUUAUGGUUUUUAUUAUUAGAAAUUAUAAUGGUGAAAAUUCUUUUUAAAAUUAAGUGCGCAAGUAACAAGUGAAAAGUCAUAAAUAAUAAUACGGACAAUGUUUCCCUUCCUGCCGUGUUAUGGUAGGCCUAUACGCUCAGUAUCCCAAAUCCUUGUAUUGCAAAAAAAAAACACGUCAGGUAGAGAAAAACAUCGUUCAUAUUAUGGUAUUUGAAUUAAUUUGUUAACGUAUAAUUUGAUAGGGCCUAUUUGAAUUUUUUUAAAUACUAUGCAAUAAAGUUACAGUUUAACUACC
This is a messenger RNA of Anneissia japonica, 2072 nucleotides long. RefSeq names its product fibropellin-1-like. Gene Ontology annotation, cellular component: plasma membrane; protein-containing complex. Bases 61 to 1047 code for a protein of 328 amino acids. The record is from RefSeq and is a predicted model, not a curated record. Lineage: Eukaryota; Metazoa; Echinodermata; Crinoidea; Comatulida; Comatulidae. Gene Ontology annotation, biological process: heterophilic cell-cell adhesion; establishment or maintenance of epithelial cell apical/basal polarity. The transcript is spliced from 8 exons.